AUGUCGAAAAUCCUGGCCCUAUCACAGAGCCUCGACCAAGCAGGGGACAUUGCUGCAGUCAGGACUCCAACUGCCCAGGACAGCGCAGAAGCCAAGCACCCACCGGAUCUCGGCCUGGGCAUCAACACUGUAGAGGAACAGCUCGAACAACUGACUCAGCUGGUACAGAAGCUCACUGCACGCAUUGCCAGUGAAGAGGACUUUCGAGAACUAUUGAGAGCUCAGCUCGAUGAGGCAUACGCGGCAAGCCACAGGUGGCGCGAAGCAACCACCGAUCAGCUCACGAAGGUUACUAGGACAGCAGAGGAACUCCAAUAUUUACUGGACCAAGAACGAGCAAGGAACGAAGAAAUGCGUAUGCAAUACGAGCGUCAGCUGAAGGUAAUUCGAAAUGGUAUUCAAAAGGAAAAGCGCGACCUGAAACAAUCACUGGUGCAGCAAGUUGACUUCAUUAUCCGCAAGUACAGAAGUCUGGCCACUGAAGCCGUCGCAGCAGCACGUCAGGAGCGUCAAAAAGUACAAACAGAACGCAUCAAAGCCCGUGAACUUGCUGAAACAGCUUGCCGUAACUUUGAGAAAGAUAUUAAGGAGAGGACAAAGAAAGCGCUGGAAGAGUAUCGCCAGCUCGCUCAAGAAGCCCACAAAGCAGCCCAAGCCGAGAGGGAGGAACUUAUGCAGAAGUGCACGGACCUCGAGAAAUCAAUGAUAAGCAAACGUCAACAACUCGACACUCUGGUUAUUCGGGAGGCAGAGAAGAGAGUCCACUGUUACAGACUGAGCCAUCAGAACAUGAAAGACCAGCUUGAACGUGAAAGGAGGCAGUUCGCACUGAUGAUGGGCGAAAUCGCAAACAAGGUUGAGAAGGAGUGCAGUGACUAUGACUCCGCCAUGAUUAAGGCCGUAGUGGUGUUCUGCAAAACGAAGGGUGUGGAUAUCGAUGAAACUACACUUCGUCAACAGCUGGGUAACAUUCGUAUCCAAGGGUUGAAGGAUGGCAGCCUAAGUUCUGAGCGGCCUGAUCCUCGUCCACUAACUGUCAAAUACGGCUUUCAAGCAGUGACUCCCGGGGGUGCCAAUUGA
Messenger RNA from Cyclospora cayetanensis, 1080 nucleotides. RefSeq names its product protein WEAK CHLOROPLAST MOVEMENT UNDER BLUE LIGHT 1. Lineage: Eukaryota; Apicomplexa; Conoidasida; Eucoccidiorida; Eimeriidae. Bases 1 to 1080 code for a protein of 359 amino acids. The record is from RefSeq and is a predicted model, not a curated record. The transcript is spliced from 9 exons.